Molecule: messenger RNA, 2630 nt
Organism: Anguilla rostrata (American eel)
Lineage: Eukaryota; Metazoa; Chordata; Actinopteri; Anguilliformes; Anguillidae
Gene: numb
Product: NUMB endocytic adaptor protein
Biological process (GO): positive regulation of neurogenesis
Cellular component (GO): basolateral plasma membrane; cytoplasmic vesicle; cytoplasm
Source: RefSeq, a predicted model, not a curated record
GUUGGGUGUCCCGCGAAUGGUCCUGACUGUCAAGUGCACUCACCAAUCACAACCCAGAAUUCCCGUUAUAUGGCAUGCGGUUUCCAAUUGAUUUAAGGAGGGACGGUCCGUUGCUAGGGGCAAGGAGUUAGGUUGAACCGGCGACUGGCAUAGCUAAGGGAGCAGGUGAACAGGCGAGAAACAUUCGGCAACGAGACGGAGGGGGCAGUGCGCUGUUUGGUCCUCUUUAGGACUUCCUUGGAAUUUAAAUUAUUUGGCCACUUGAGUGACCAGACUAGUGAGUGAUUCGUGGUUCAUUCGGCAAGCAACGACCUCUUCCCCGUCCUGGAGCUGCUGUAAAGGAGGCUCAGCGAUGAACAAGCUACGGCAGAGCUUCCGGAGGAAGAAAGACAUCUACGUGCCCGAGUCCAGCCGGCCGCACCAGUGGCAGACCGACGAGGAGGCUGUGCGCAGCGGCAAGUGCAGCUUCGCAGUGAAGUAUCUGGGCCAUGUGGAGGUGGAGGAGUCUCGAGGGAUGCACAUCUGUGAGGACGCGGUUAAGAGGCUGAAGACGGACAGGAAAUCCUUCAAGGGCUUCUUUAAAAAAGCGGGGAAGAAGGCGGUGAAGGCUGUACUGUGGGUGUCUGCGGACGGCCUCAGAGUCGUAGACGACAAAACGAAGGAUCUGCUCCUGGACCAGACCAUAGAGAAGGUGUCGUUCUGCGCCCCUGACCGGAACUUUGAGAGGGCCUUCUCCUACAUCUGCCGAGAUGGGACCACCCGCCGCUGGAUCUGCCACUGCUUCAUGGCCAUCAAGGACUCCGGGGAGCGGCUGAGCCAUGCUGUGGGCUGCGCCUUCGCCGCCUGCCUGGAGAGGAAGCAGAAGCGGGAGAAGGAGUGCGGCGUCACCGCCACCUUCGACGCCAACCGCACCACCUUCACCCGCGAGGGCUCCUUCCGCGUCACCACGGCGACCGAGCAGGCCGAGCGCGAGGAGGUCAUGCGCCAGAUCCAGGAGGCCAAGAAAGCGGAGACGGAGGCCAAGGCCGCCGCGUCGGCCCCCGUGAACCUGGCGCCGGCCCCGGCCAAUCCCGCGUCCGCGCUCCCCCCGGGCCCCGCCUCCGCCUCCGCCUCCGCCUCCUCCUCCUCCCCCUCCGGCUCCCCGCCGCUGGGCCCGCCCUCGCAGGACUCCAACCCGCACGCCAUCCCGCGGCGCCACGCCACGGUGGAGGCCCUGGCGCGGCAGAGCUCCUUCCGGGGCUUUCCGGCGCUCAGCCAGAAGACCUCGCCCUUCAAGCGGCAGAUGUCGCUGCGCAUGAACGAGCUGCCGUCCACCAUGCAGCGCAAGACCGACUUCCCCAUCAGGAACGCAGUGGCGGAGGUGGAGAUGGAGGGAGAGGGGGACAGCAUCAGUGCUCUGUGUACUCAGAUCACCACAGCGUUCAGCGCUCCACCUGAGGACCCCUUCUCCUCCGCGCCCAUGCCCAGACCCGCCUCGUCCCCGCAGUCGCCCGCCGCGCCAGUGAACGGCUCGGCUCCUGCCUUCCCUCCUCCUGCUAACCUGCCAGCCGCUGCCCCCCCAGCGCUGCCCCCCCCACUGCCCGCCCGCGACACUAACCCCUGGGCCAAAACCCCCGCCCACGGCCACGCCCACGGCCACGCCCACUCAGGAGACUGGACCAUCCCCGCCCCUGCAGUUGUUGCCCCUCCCAUUCCCAUCACAACUGCCCCAGUUGCCCCUGCUGCCCCUGUGGCCCAGGUUGCCCCGCCCUCUCACAGACGCACCCCUUCAGAGGCGGACCGCUGGCUGGAGGAGGUGUCCAAAUCCGUACGGGCGCAGCAGCCGCCCCCCACCGUGGGGGCACCCCCCGCUGCUGCCCUGCCUUUCCCCGCCCCCGCCCCCGUCCCCGUCCCCGCCCCCGCCCCCAUCCCUGUGGCUCCUGUGGCCCCUGUGGCCCCUGUAGCCUUCCUGCCCCAGAUGCCCCCGGCCGUCCCUCUGCUGCCCCCUCGCCAGCCCCCGUACCAGGCCCCGGCCCCAGCGUCUUACCCCAUGUCCAACGGCCUGCCCUACGCCCCGCCCAGCGUGCCCGUGGUGGGCAUCACCCCCUCCCAGAUGGUGGCCAACGUCUUCGGCUCCGCCACGCAACCUCCGCCCCCUCCCCCGCCCCAAAUCUACCCCGCGCCGCAGGUGCCCUUCCCCCAGUACGACCCCCGCCCCGCCUGCGGCCCCUUCGGCAAGCCGCCCCAGCCCCCCGCCCCCUUCGCCCCCCAGCCCGCGCAGCCGGCCAACGGCAGCGCAGCCUUCAACGGGGCGGAGAGCUGGGCGCCGCCCGCCCCCCCCCCGUCCUCCCCCGCGCCCCCCCUGCCGCCCCCCCAGCCCCAGGUGGACGCCUUCGAGGCGCAGUGGGCCGCCCUGGAGGGCAGGUCUCGCCAGCACACCACCCCCUCCCCCACAAACCCCUUCUCCACCGAGCUGCACAAGACCUUCGAGAUCCAGCUCUGAACUCCCAACAGCAGGAAGUCACACGGGGAGGGGGUGUUGGGGGGGCGGGGGUGUUACAGAAGCAAGGACCGCCCCUCCCCAUCCUCUGUGGAUCCUAACCCCCCAUCCCACCCCACCCUCACACGCCCCAUCCACCCGACCCCUCACC